Bemisia tabaci is the source of this 1410-nucleotide messenger RNA. RefSeq names its product DET1- and DDB1-associated protein 1. Lineage: Eukaryota; Metazoa; Arthropoda; Insecta; Hemiptera; Aleyrodidae. Gene Ontology annotation, cellular component: Cul4-RING E3 ubiquitin ligase complex. Gene Ontology annotation, biological process: positive regulation of proteasomal ubiquitin-dependent protein catabolic process. The record is from RefSeq and is a predicted model, not a curated record.
GGGUAUUGGUUUUUCUCGGACACUAAUGUCUGCAAUGUCUGCUCGUUGCUCAUCACGCAGAUAUAAUUUUAAGCCAAUUAAUCUAGUAAGUUUGUGAGUCCCCGACUUAUUCAUCGUAUCACUCAGUCUGAGCUUAAAUCAUUGUGAGAACUCGAGAAAAUUCGUAAUGUCCGAGCACCUCUAAGUGUAUCUUCUCGUGGUUUCGUGUCAAUCAACGACAACCCCUUGUCUUGGAAUCCACGGUGCUUCGUUCUUCGUUCACACGUUUUUCCACCCUUGCUAAGUUCGGGGGUACAUGCGCCCUGACGUCCUAUCCCGCAUCUCUCCAACCUUGAACUUUCGUCAACUCUACCCAAAUUUGAAGGCAGUGGGUGCAAGCAUCUGAAUUUCAGCGUGAUAAGCAGUUCCCCACUAUCAGUCAUCAUGUCCGUGGCAGAAUUCCUCAAAGGCUUGCCCAGCUACAAUGAAACAAACUUUUCACGAUACCAUGCAGACUCAGCUGGUCGAGCGUCUAACAAAAGGCCAUCAAUCUACCUCCCGACCAAUGACUACCCAUCCGAACAAAUUAUUGUACCAGAGAAGACGAAUAUCCUCAUUCGUUACCUUCACCAACACUGGGAAAAGAAACAAGCGAGUAUAAAGAAACGUGACCAUUUGAACGUGGACAGCAGUGAUGAAGCUUCAGUACGGAAAAAACCCCGACUGGAUGUGCGAACUGAUAUGUCACCAUAACUGCUUGUAAAGAUUUCGUGUCUUAUCUCACAAAUUUUACUGUUGAUCAGUGAAAAACUGGCAAGUUGUUCGAAGAAAAGUCAAUAAGAAAAUUCAAUGGACGAAUUUCAAAACGGAACCUCCCUUCAAUUUCUCCGCAUUUUUUUCUUUUAGAUUUUAACUUUAUCAAAGUGAUAUCUAAUUUUAAGCAUGUUAUUUUAGCCUUUUUUUGCAUUCAUCAUCGAUCGGUAUUAUGGGAUGGGGUGAAGUCCAACCAGUAUUCACACAGGGUUGCCACAGUCAGGGAUAACUUGGAAAUGUCAGGAAAAAAGAGGGAAGUUUCAGGGAAAAAUUGUCACGUCGCCUGUAUUUACUUUUUAGAAUGGGUUUGGUAUUUCAAACAACAAAUUUCAACAGGUCGUCAAGGAAUUUUUAUAAAUUGUGUCAGGGAGAUCAGGGAAAUGCUUAGAAAAAUUAUUUUCCAAAUUCUGUGGUAACCGGUAUUUAUAUCACCCUGGAAUUCGGGUUACUUGAUUUUCUCUUCCGAGUAUGACUUUUCUAUGCCCACUUGUUUGAAUUUAAUCUCUUACUUUUUAAGUUAAUUUUGUAAAUUUUUUAAGUUCUUUUUUUGUGUUAUGAAUGAUAUUGCAGAUAGUGAAGUGUGUCAAGAAUGAAAAUAUAAUAUUGUUGUAACUGAAA